AAGGGCCUGUCGGCUGAAAAAACAAUCGCGACGCGAACAACACAUGUAAUACCACAUUGAGGCUCAACGUGCUCUAAUAUUGAAGGAGAUUUAGGGUUUCAGAGGUUCUAGGGUUUCAAGAGUGGGAUUUGGGGCUACACAUUUGGGAUCUAGGGCUUACGGCACAUGGAACUCCCUAGUUGAUAUCCGGAAGACACUUGUUACAUCAGCAACACGAUCUUUUACGUGACUAAUUGGAGCUUAUUUUCAACGACUGAAGGUUCUCAUGAAAAGUAUUACUUUUAAUCGCCACAGUUGUCAGUAGAAGCUGAAAGCCCAAUCGGGUCAACUCUCUUGUGACCACAGGAAGUCAGUCCCACAUUGCGUGGCGCUCCGCAACGGCAGCAUAGACUUCUGGGCCUUCAGGAGAAUAGGGACCCACUGCUCGUGGGGUGCUUACAAUAUCCCAAUGAUAUUGACAAGAUCGGUGAUGUUUUCUGCCAUUGGCCCCCUCCUACGCCAUGUCUCUGUCUUCAAAAGAUUACACGACCUUUUUGCCGUUCAACAUGAUCUUACAUUGCUGGCAGGCAGCUAUGGGUUGGAAAAUAAGAGUGGCCCCACCGAUCCACCGCAGUCGCCUACAGCUGAGUCAACGAUAAGACAAGGGGAAUAGCUUUGAUGCAUUGAAACUGCAAAAUCUAUAAUAUGUCAGAGCAAUUGUUUAUCUCAUUGACCAGUUUCACUGCGUUGUGUCCCUACAAGCCUCGGUGACAUAGUACAUCUCAUCAGCAGCUCCCUACUUUGUACUUAGUUCGUGAACUGCGUGUGAUUUUUGGGCAAACACAAUUGUUUUCGGAUUAGCAAGGCAUGGCGAUGGCCGUUGCGAGAGUCCAGAGCCUCUUCGUGACGACGAUAUUAUUCCUAGGUCAUUGCAUUGCAGCGGCUCCAAUCUGCGACGCAAGAGAUCGAAAUGCUCUCCUGACGUGGAAACAAGAAUUAGCUGACCCGUAUGGAACACUUUCGGACUGGGACACAAACCCGGAUUGCUGCACAUGGCUGCAAACCAGACAGUACAGGAUGACGACGUGCGACAGCGCGGGCCGCAUCACGUCGCUGAUCAUGGGGAAGGGCCUGGAAUACAAACCGGGGCCGGUGUACCAGAAAGCAAACGGCGGGGUCUAUGGUGCACCCAUCGGCAAUCUUACACAGCUGAAGAAGCUUGACCUGCGAACAAUCUAUUCCGGAGGCGCCACUCUCUCAUCGACCUGGGUCAAGUUGACAAAACUGAGCAACCUGACACUAGAUGUGCUGGUGGCGGGGCCAUUGCCAGUCGCCCUAUUGAAGGCUUGGCCAUUGCAGUAUCUAGAUCUCACCAACAACGAUCUGAACGGCACUUUGCCGGUUGAGCUGUGCAAAUCGACUCUGACGAUUUUGAAGCUGAGCGGCAACGUCUUCACGGGGCCAAUUCCCAGAUGCUUGAGCCGAUUUCCAGCGUCGUCCUUCAACGACUCGUCCACGGGUCCAUCUGGAAAUGAGGGGCUGUGCAACCCGCCGCUUCCUCCUUGCAGCUAGCAAUGCGUCUAACAUCGUGGCAACAUCGCUCGCUGCAUGUGAUCUAGUAAUGAGUCGCACGUCUGAGAGUAUGCAUGCAGAAACCCUUACCCGGAGAUAACAAGGCGGCUUGCGGUCGAUGGCUCAAUAGCCGAUCUAGUCUACCUAGAAGAUUUAGUCUUGUCAUUUGCUCUUUCCUUCGGUUCUUUUUCAUUGAGUGUUUUAUCUUAACUUGUGUAAGUCAAUAUAUAUAUAUAUAUAUAUAUAUACAUAAAAGUGCAUUUGAAAAAUUAGUGAGAUCUUAUGUAGUUGAGAAUAUAAAUAAUACAUAUGAAUAGAAUGUAUAGGUAGUAUAUGAAAAUGUCUUCCAACUUCUUGAUCUUUAAAAUUUGGGUUUAUAUUCAAUUCUCAAGAUUCAAAAAUUUUUCAAUG
Messenger RNA from Physcomitrium patens, 1962 nucleotides. RefSeq lists its product as uncharacterized. NCBI's taxonomy places the organism in Eukaryota, Viridiplantae, Streptophyta, Bryopsida, Funariales, Funariaceae. Gene Ontology annotation, molecular function: protein binding. The record is from RefSeq and is a predicted model, not a curated record.